Messenger RNA from Schistocerca serialis cubense, 1915 nucleotides. RefSeq names its product pyrethroid hydrolase Ces2e-like. The record is from RefSeq and is a predicted model, not a curated record. The transcript is spliced from 11 exons. NCBI's taxonomy places the organism in Eukaryota, Metazoa, Arthropoda, Insecta, Orthoptera, Acrididae. Bases 45 to 1670 code for a protein of 541 amino acids.
GCAGAUCAACAGGUUUGUUGUUACUCGACCGGAGCUGGAUCACAAUGAUGCUCUGUAAUAUCUGCCAUGUAUCUCUUUUGCUUCUUGGACUAACGAUCAACCUUAAGGCCGAGGACGUGCUGGUGACGGUCCAACAAGGAAGCCUGCAGGGAAGUACGGCCACGAGCGUCUACAACACGUCCUACACGGCCUUUCUGGGAGUCCCGUACGCCGAGCCUCCUGUUGGAGAGCUGCGCUUCCAGGAUCCACAGCCAGCUGGUAGCUGGGAGGGCGUGCGCAACGCCACCUCAUACGGCAGCGACUGCGUGCAGAGCUCGGGUGACGGCUCCGAGGACUGCCUCUACCUGAAUGUGUUCGUGCCUGGCGUACCAGAGGAGGGUGCAGGGCUGCCCGUGCUCUUCUGGGUGCACGGCGGAGGGUUCGUCGUUGGUAGUGGCUCAGACCAGGAGCAUGGGCCCGACUUCCUUGUCUCCUACGGUGUCAUACUCGUCACCAUCAACUACCGCCUGGGGCCACUCGGCUUCCUGAGCACCGGAGAUGAGGUCGUUCCCGGCAACGCAGGUGUCAAGGAUCAGCACCUGGCGCUGACCUGGGUGAAGCAGAACAUCGCCAGCUUCGGUGGCGACCCAGACCUCGUCACCCUGCAGGGGCAGAGUGCGGGAGGCAUGGCCGUCUCAUUACAUCUCGUCUCUCCUCUCUCCUCAGGCCUGUUCUCGCGGCUGAUUAUCCAGAGCGGUAACUUCAUCGGGUCCUCAGCUCCCCUGGAAGCGGCUCGUAGGAACGCCUUCAGGCUGGGGGCUGCCCUGGGCUUCGAGACGGAUGAUUCCCAGCAGCUGGUGGACUUCCUGCGCUCUGUCAACGCUACAGACCUGCUGGUGGACAGCUCACUCAUACUGACAGACGAGGAGAAGCUGUUAUACUCGUAUGCUCUCUGGUCACCGCAUAUCGAAGCAGAGCAUGAUGGUGCUUUCAUCUCAGAACCUCCAAUCCAGCCGCUCAUCGAUGGCCGUUUCCUGCGAGUGCCCAUCAUGACAGGCGUCACUUCCGCUGAAAUUGGUUUUGGGAUACUUAACCAGCCCGAUAGGAUCAACACUCUCAACAACCAGUUUGUGGAGUCGGUCGGGCCCUGUCUGCACCUGUCAACAGUAGAGGAACAACAAGCUGCAGCAGCCAAAGUGAGAGAGUUCUACUUCGGCAACGACACUAUCUCUGCAGAUAAUCCUGACGCUCUGGUGUAUUUCAACCUCGACAAGGGAAGUUUCGAACCUACUGACGCUCUCGUAAGGAAAGUGACUGAAAUCACUGACUUGCCAGUGUUCUAUUAUGAGUUUGAUUACCGCGGUGAACAUGUGAAUGCCACAGAAUGGGGUGUCACUCACUCGGGUGAACUUCCAUUCCUAUUCUUGAGAAAGGAUACCGAGUACAAUUUGGAUCCCAACUCAGAAGAGGAUAAAGUACGCAGGAAUAUACUCCGAUACUGGACCAAUUUUGCUAAAUAUGGGACACCUACUCCAGAAGCGGACCCAGUUGUGUGGGAACCAUACAACAACUCUAACCGCAGCUACAUGCUGAUGCAGGCCAACUUUUCACUGGCCCACGACAAGGACGCAGAACGGAUGGACUUCUGGAACACCAACGUGCCGCUGCAGCCUUACGCCGAUGAACUCUAACCGCUCAGCAGGAGAUACAUAAGCAAGCCAGUGGACUGAUCAAGUGCUUCUGACAAACGCAGAUAUCUGUGGAUCAUCGAAUCGUUGCAGAUUGAGCCAACAAACAGUCUUCGAAGUGUACAGCGUGCUUAAUGAGACUUACCGCACUCCAAAAUUGCAACCCCACUCAGAGAGUUUUCUUAUUUUAAAACAACCAUUUUAAGCACAUUUAUUACUCAAAUUGGAACGCGACAUUAAAAAAGUUA